UCUUCUUCUUCCGUUGGAGGCAAUAACCAGUUUGCUUUCCAUUGUUUACGACCAUUGCCCAGCCUCCCAUCGGCAACAGACACCAAGUUAUCCUCAUCCGGAUACAGAGAAGAACAUAACGUAGUAGCAUUCAAGUGCAGGCAAGAGAGGAAAGAAUGUCAAAAUCCAAAGAAUCGCGCAAUAAAGGAAACUCUGCGUUCAAAGCAGGCAAAUGGCAGGAGGCCAUCAAAUACUAUACCCGAGCCAUUAACCUCGAUGGGAAGGACUUUUUAUGCAUGGCCAAUAGAUCGGCUGCUCACCUGAGGUUGGGGAAUCACGAUGAAGCGUUGCGAGAUGCCGAGCGCUGUAUCAAGAUCAAGGCAAGCUAUGCGAAAGGACAUGUGCGAAAGGCUGCCGCCUUCCAUGCCAUGAAGCGAUAUGAUGACGAAUUCAAGGCCAUCCGAGAAGGAAUCAGGUUUUGUCCCCAUGACGAAACUUUGAAGCAGGGAUUGGAACAAACCAAGGCACAGCGGACAAAAUCCAGCAAGGCUUCCCAAGCAGCAAGACGAACACAGGCUACCAUGAAGGCGGCUCGUUCCAGAGGAAAGAAGGUCAAGAAAUCCCAAACUGUGAGCCAAUUUGUCAUGGAAACCAAGAAAAUUUUGGAACUUCAAAUGGCGGCCAUCAGGGCACAGCUGGACAUGAUCAAUGAGCUCAUGGUGAUGGGCAUGGAAGAGAAACUGGAUCUUCUCUUUAGUCUGAUGGAUAAGGACGGUGGUGGCACCAUUGAUGCCAAGGAAUUGGCAGAAGGUCUGAGAAAGCAGAAUGAUGGACUCUCCUUUUCGGGAUCCAUUGAGAAAUCCAUUGAAAUGAUUGCCAUCUUUGAUGAGGAUGGAGACGCGGAACUGGACCGACAAGAGUUUGAAUCUUUUGUGUCCAAAAUGGUGGAAGAGCUGAGUACUACAUUUGAUGAAUUUGCAGAGUUCCUUGUGUACCAAAUUCUGUUCAGUGACAACAAAGAAGAAGAGGAGGAGAUUGAUAUCCACCAAGUCAAUCAACUGGUCAAAGAGAGGGGAGAAUUGUUGGAUAGUCUCAAUGAUCCCAGAAUGAGAACCCUGUAUGAACUAUUUGAUCGCGACGGAGACGGCACUGUGAGCUUUAAGGAAGUGGCUUGUGGCCUGUAUCACUUGACAAACAACAUGGAGGAAUCAGCCAAAGCAACUACUGGUCUGCUUCUCAUGCUUGACAAGGAUGAUCAGCGGAUGUUGGGAUUUCAACAAUUUGCCAAACUGAUCUUAGCCAUUGCAGCAUCCACCGGAAUCACAUUCGACGAGGUGGCUGAUGACCUGACUUUGGCUCUGUCGUCUGGAAGUAUCAAAAUGAGCAGGGACGUGCUUCGCGAGCUUACCCUGGCCGACGAGGAAUAUACAAAGGUCCGCAACAAGGAGCGCAAGCAAAAGUCAGUGGCCAAUAUUGACCCUCUUUCCUACAACCGAUGCCUUAAGUUAUUCGAUCUUUGGGACGCGGAUGGUGACGGGACACUUGAUUUCGAUGAACUCUACCAAGGCCUAUGCAAGUAUCACAAUGCCGCUCGCGAUGGAAAGGACACUCGAGAGGUCAGAAGAGCGGCACGGAAACUAAUGGCUCAGGACCAGGAUGGGGAUCAGUUGCUCGAUCCAGACGAAUUUGCGUGUGCCAUGAUAUCCUACGCCGACUCGAUGGGAACCGACGUGCAUGGUUUGAUCGACUUUAUGUGCGUUGCCACGGCCUUGGGAGAUCAGAUGGGUUAGUUGCCGGCCAGCUUGAGAAUGAACUGUGGUUGUACUUGUUGAGGCGAGAAAAACUGUUGUCUGAUCACGCGAGUCAACUUUCCCAGCCAAUGUCUAUUGUGUCAUUGUCGCGAUAUUGUGGCUUGGUCUGCUCGGUUGUUCCUGGCGAGUCUCAGAUAAAGGGACGAAAGUCGACAAUCAACGCACUGGAAUAAAACUUUUUUGCUGUGAUGGCUGGGUUCCUCUCGGAAAAGGCAGGCGUGACCAUUUGUCCAGCCCAAGAUUUGCUUUUGUUUUUGUGUGUCGAUUGGACACGCCUGUGGUACUACCGUAGAGGUACGGGAUGCGGUCUUGGAUCUUUUGUGACCUCUACCGUAGCUAGGUUUCAGAAGGUCCGCAUGCAUUUGUUCAGAUCAGAUCGGUUCAUUGCUUCGCAGUUGUGUGCACGUUUUUGGAAUGCUCUGGAAAGGCUACGACCCGGGCACCGAGAGCAAAGGAUCGUACUGCAAGUAUGGGGGUCUAGAGUAGGGUAGUAUAGUGAGCAGCUGGUCAGGCCGAUCCUUGAAUCCCUGAAUUACUUGUCCGGUGCCAUGAAGGUUUGCCUUGCUUGCAAUCCAGGUCGCUGGUGACCCGUAGUGGCCAUUCCUGCUUGACAAAUAGCUAGCCUUGCUAGAUAGCUACUGUAGAACCAACGUCGUUUAUCGAUUGUUGAAAGAUUUUAGAAUUGAAGAGAAGUCAAACCCAACCCAGUCAAUGCAUGUUCAUCUACCACCUCCGAAGCCAUCCCAUUCAAUACAUGUGUAUUUCUAGCUACCUGGUACCUUCUGGUAGCUAGAGGUCUACCACCACCAUUCCCUGUACCUUGUACGGCCGGUAGCUUAGUUGGUUUUUCGAAGAUUCAAGUCCCGUUCGGAAGUGG
This is a messenger RNA of Seminavis robusta, 2667 nucleotides long. The record is from the annotation of a GenBank genome assembly. NCBI's taxonomy places the organism in Eukaryota, Bacillariophyta, Bacillariophyceae, Naviculales, Naviculaceae.